GGCAAUGGCCCUCCAAGUGGUCUUGGGACUCCACAUCAUGAUAACCUUCCUGAGCCCCCAAGAAACAUGGGCCAUCAAGGCGGACCACAUGGGCUCCUACGGACCAGCCUUCUACCAGUCUCACGAUGCCUCAGGCCAGUUCACACAUGAAUUUGAUGGGGAACAAAUGUUCUCUGUAGAGCUGAAGAACAAGGAGGUUGUGUGGCGCCUGCCUGAGUUUGGUGACUUCGUACACUUUGACAUUCAGAGUGGGCUGGCCAGCAUCGACAUGAUCAGAGCCCACCUGGCUGUCUUGGUGGAACGCUCCAACCGAACCAGAGCCACCAGCGUGCCUCCCAGUGUGACAGUACUUCCCAAGUCUCCUGUGGUACCCGGUGAGCCCAACAUCCUCAUCUGCAUCGUGGACAACAUCUUCCCCCCUGUGAUCAAUAUCACCUGGCUGCGCAACGGCCAACCCAUCACCGAGGGAGUGACCCAGACCAGCUUCUAUUCCCAGCCUAACCACCUGUUCCGCAAGUUCCACUACCUGACCUUUGUGCCCUUGGCCGAGGAUGUCUAUGACUGCAAGGUGGAGCACUGGGGCCUGGACAAGCCGCUCCUCCGGCACUGGGAGCUCCAGGUGCCUACCCCGCCACCAGACACCACAGAGACCUUGGUCUGUGCCCUGGGCCUGGCCAUUGGCCUGGUGGGCUUCCUCCUGGGCACCAUCCUUAUCAUCACAGGCACACGCUUGCCCAGUGGUCACGGGUACAGAAGCCCCUGGAAUCCAGGAGUGGAGGGAGGAAGGUGAUGACUGAGGGAGAAAUGGGAGCUGCACUGCAGAUUCUGUGCGGGUUUCUGGGAGACUUCGCAUGCUCAGCACCAGCCUAAAUACAUCCCCGCUGUGUGGACUUGGAAUGGCAUCAACCUCUGUCCUAUUGCUCACUUGUUUUCUGGCCACAGAACUCCUGGUAGAACUUUGUAGGGCCUGGCAUCUCCCCUUCCA
Nannospalax galili (Upper Galilee mountains blind mole rat) is the source of this 985-nucleotide messenger RNA. RefSeq names its product HLA class II histocompatibility antigen, DO alpha chain. Gene Ontology annotation, biological process: peptide antigen assembly with MHC class II protein complex; positive regulation of T cell activation; immunoglobulin production involved in immunoglobulin-mediated immune response. The coding region runs from base 5 to 790 and encodes 261 amino acids. The transcript has 5 exons. Gene Ontology annotation, cellular component: MHC class II protein complex; membrane. The record is from RefSeq and is a predicted model, not a curated record. Lineage: Eukaryota; Metazoa; Chordata; Mammalia; Rodentia; Spalacidae. Gene Ontology annotation, molecular function: MHC class II protein complex binding.